AUGUCAGGCAUGUUCAACGAAAGCGAACUGUCCGGGCUGGAUGCCCAUAGCGUGUUCGGGAACAGCGAAAUGUCGAGCUACCAAAAGAAGAAAAGGAAAUUUGGGGAAAAUUCAAACUUAGGCGAAAAUGACGUAAUGCAUGAUGGAGAAGAAGCCGAUCACGAUGAUGAAGGGGAGGACGAAGAGGAGGAGGAAGAGGAAGAGGAGGAAGAUGAUGAACCAUCUUAUGUUCAAGAUGAGAAUAUGGCAAAGGUAUUUGAAAAAUUUUUAAAAACAUUUUCUGAAAAAAAAAAUUAUGAAGAAAAUGAAGAUAAUGAAGAUGGAGAUAAUGACAGUGUGUGGAAAGACAAUUUAAAUUUGAAUUUCCCUAGUUCGUUGGAAAUUGCCCAGGAUGCGCAUUACGUAUUGUUGCUGUUUUCAAUUUUGCAAAACUCCUAUUCCAGAAAUAAAGUCCUGGUCGUGGAUAUGAAACAUGUGUUGAUGUGGGAACCAACAGAUAAAAACCGAUUCGACAUAGGUAGUCAAUUGUACAUAUAUAUAAAAAGACACUUCCUCAGAAUACUAGACAUUUUUGAACAGAAGGUACAAGCCUUAGCAGAAAGUAUUAACCCCAUAAAGACAAAAGAAGUGGGAAAAAUAUGCCUUCGUUUUUAUAAUAAAAAAAAUCCUAUCCAUUCGUUGAGAAGCCUAAGAUGUGAAAUGCUUGGUGAAAUGAUUAGUGUGCGAGGACAAGUAACCCGGACAUCCGAUGUACGACCCGAGUUAACAUUAGCUGCGUUCAAAUGUAAUGAAUGUGGAAAUAUUAUUAAUGGAGUUAAACAGCAAUUUAGGUAUACACAACCGAGUAAAUGUCCCUCAUCCAGCUGCAGCAAUAUGUAUGAUUGGUCUCUUGUCCUGGAACAGUCUUACUUUGUCGAUUGGCAAAAAAUUCGAUUACAAGAAAUUGCACAAGAAAGCCCACCAGGAUCUAUGCCUCGCAAUAUGGAUGUGAUUCUUCGUAAUGACAUUGUCGACUCGGUACAUGCAGGAGAUAGAAUUAUCGUAACAGGAUGUUUAAUUGUUGUUCCAGAUAUCCCAACAUUGAUGAAGCCAGGAGAUAUUCCUCGUAGUGUAGCUAGACAAAUUUUAAAAAAAAAUGAAAAUUCAUUAGUUUCACAGGGGUUAACAGGGAUAAAGGGGGUAGGAGUACAGGACUUAAAUCAUAAGCUAUGUAUAUAUGCAUGUCAAAUUGAAAAGCUAAAUAAUUCCAAGAAGGAAAAUUCCUUCGAUGAACAAACACAAGUAGAUAUUAAUUGUGAAGAAAUUUUAAAUUGUGAUGAUUUGAAAUGGCUCAGAGAUAUUGCCAUGCAUCCUAACACCAUAGACAUAUUGGCCGAAUGUAUAGCUCCAAAAAUAUGGGGAAACAUCGAAAUAAAAAAAGGGGCAUUGUUGAUGAUGACAGGAGGGGUACAGAAAAUUACUUCCAAUUGUAAAUUGAGAGGAGAUAUAAAUAUGUGUAUUGUUGGGGACCCAGGAACAGCCAAAAGUGAAAUAUUAAAAUAUGUGGAAAGUUUUGCCCCAAGAGCUAUUUUCACCUCUGGAAAAGGAUCCACUGCUGCAGGGUUAACAGCAGCAGUACAUAGGGAUCCUGAUCAGGGCGACACGGUGCUAGAAGCAGGUGCAUUAAUGUAUGCAGAUCAGGGAAUCUGUUGCAUCGACGAAUUUGAUAAGAUGGACGAAAAGGACAGAGUAGCCAUUCAUGAAGCUAUGGAACAGCAAACCAUUUCCAUCACUAAGGCAGGUAUUCAAGCAACCCUAAAUGCCAGAGCAUCAGUGUUAGCAGCAUGUAACCCUAAGUAUGGAAGAUAUGACACGUUGAAAACGUUUGCACAGAACGUAAAUAUCCCCGCCCCGUUGCUCUCCAGAUUUGAUCUCUUCUACACAAUGCUAGACAGCAUCGAUAUAGAAAAAGACACGAGCAUUGCCAACCACUUGGUUUCUAUGCACUGUGGAGAGGAAGCGGAAAAACAUAUAAAAGCCAACGCAGGAAAAUUGGACCCUGUGAAAAUGGAAGUGUAUUUGGAACUAAGCAAAAGGGUCAAGCCAUUACUAACAGAUGAAGCCAAGUACAAACUGAUACACUACUAUGUCUCCUUCCGUAACAUUGAGUAUUCACCAGGUGCCCAGAGGUCCAUGAGGAUGACUGUGCGUCAGUUAGAGUCACUCAUCCGAUUGAGUGAAGCUGUAGCGAAAUUAAAGUUCUCCCAUUUUGUGGACAUAAAACAUGUAGAAAUUGCUUGCUCCAUAUUUAAAGCUUCCAUGAAAAAAAUAUCCAAUGAAAAGGAAAUAAAUCUCGAUGAAGAAUUCGAUAAAGUUAGUAACUCUCUUUUGAAUAGCAAGACGAGCAAAAUUAUGCAACCCGAAGGUAGCGAAAAUAAAACUGUGGAGGGUAAGAAAUGUAUGACCAUUAAAGCUAGCGAAUAUCAAUACAUUUCUGCUAUCAUUUUUGAAAUUAUUAAAGAAUAUGAAUUUAACAAUAACAGUGAAAGCAUUACGCAGGAUCAGCUCAUUGAAACUUACCUGCAAGUGUAUGCCAAGGCUGAAUCGAAUGAACAGGUAGAUGAGUGGGUUUACAAAUUGAAAAAAAUUAUCCAGCGAUUGAUUAACCAAGAUAUGAAGUUGCUAUCGGAGACCAAUGAAGAGGACGCGGAAAAUGUCAUUUUGCGAAUCCACCCCAACUAUGCCGGCCCCAUCCUCGAGGGAACCGUGUCCAACAAAAACACUUAUGGAUACAAUACGUUCAAGAAUUACCAGACGGAUGAGAAUAUUCCCGAGGAUGAUGUGGACUUCCAGGAGGACAUUGACAAUUUUUGA
Plasmodium fragile is the source of this 2853-nucleotide messenger RNA. RefSeq lists its product as uncharacterized. Bases 1 to 2853 code for a protein of 950 amino acids. The record is from RefSeq and is a predicted model, not a curated record. Gene Ontology annotation, molecular function: single-stranded 3'-5' DNA helicase activity; ATP binding; single-stranded DNA binding. Lineage: Eukaryota; Apicomplexa; Aconoidasida; Haemosporida; Plasmodiidae. Gene Ontology annotation, cellular component: MCM complex; nucleus. The transcript has a single exon. Gene Ontology annotation, biological process: double-strand break repair via break-induced replication; DNA replication initiation; mitotic DNA replication.